AUGAAGAUUGCAGCCUUCAAUGUCAAGAAUCUUGGAGUGAGAAAACUCAACAAAGAUAUUGUACGGAAUAAUCUAAUCAAGAUUGUGUCUCGGUACAGUGUGGUGGUGUUACUGGAGGUGCGGGAUCCCAACGGCAGGGCAAUGAACAAAUUUCUCACAGAGCUCAACAGACACAGGAAAGUCAUCACAAACCACAUUAACAGGGGGAACAGAUCUCGUCCAUACGGGAUGGAGAUCGGUGGCCCAGUAGGAGGAAAUUCCUACAGGGAGCAGUUUGUCUUCUUCUACAGACAGGAUGAAAUGAGUGUGAUUGACCGUUACCAGUAUGAUGAAGAAAACGAAGACGUGCUUGCCAGAGAGCCCUUUAUUGUGCAGUUUCGCCGCCGUUCAGCCAGACUUGUGAAGAAGCUUGUUCUGAUUCCCGUCCACACCAAACCAAAGGAUGCUGAACAUGAGCUGCGUGCUCUUCAUAAUGUGGUCCAAGAUGCAAGAAAGAGAUGGGGCACUAACGCAAAGUCAAAUGAAUGCAUGAUUGUGACUGCACUUCCUGCCAACAGGAUUGUGGUGUUUGGAAAGAGGAUGAAUGACACAGUUGUUCCUGGCUCUGCAAAGCCUUUCGACUUCAAAAGAGCGUACCGCCUAAAUUAUGACACAACUCGAUCCGUCAGUGACCACUACCCCGUGGAGGUGGAGCUUCGGGACAAUUAA
This is a messenger RNA of Pelmatolapia mariae (spotted tilapia), 708 nucleotides long. Its product is annotated as deoxyribonuclease-1-like. The transcript is spliced from 7 exons. Lineage: Eukaryota; Metazoa; Chordata; Actinopteri; Cichliformes; Cichlidae. Gene Ontology annotation, cellular component: nucleus. The record is from RefSeq and is a predicted model, not a curated record. Gene Ontology annotation, biological process: DNA catabolic process. Gene Ontology annotation, molecular function: DNA binding; deoxyribonuclease I activity. The coding region runs from base 1 to 708 and encodes 235 amino acids.